Messenger RNA from Cucurbitaria berberidis CBS 394.84, 1188 nucleotides. Its product is annotated as cora-domain-containing protein. Gene Ontology annotation, molecular function: magnesium ion transmembrane transporter activity. Bases 1 to 1188 code for a protein of 395 amino acids. Gene Ontology annotation, cellular component: mitochondrial inner membrane. Lineage: Eukaryota; Fungi; Ascomycota; Dothideomycetes; Pleosporales; Cucurbitariaceae. Gene Ontology annotation, biological process: mitochondrial magnesium ion transmembrane transport. The record is from RefSeq and is a predicted model, not a curated record. The transcript is spliced from 3 exons.
AUGCGAUGUACAGAGCUUGACGAACAUGGCAAUGUAACGCUUGUUAGUGGGGAGUUCAAGAAGAGCGAACUGAUUGCGAAGUAUGGUCUCCUCCCUCGCGACCUCCGCAAAAUCGACUCCUCCCUUCUUCCACACAUCCUCGUCCGGCCCUCCGCUAUCCUGAUAAACCUCUUGAACCUUCGUGUUCUGCUGAAACACAAUCGCGUCCUUGUUUUUGACGCUUACGGCACCACCGACUCUAAGUCACAGAGCGUAUUCAUGUACGAUCUCGAUCUCAAACUACGUCAAAAGGAAUCACCCGCCAAUGGUACCCUUGCAUACGAAUUCCGGGCUCUCGAAGCCGUGCUCAUCAGCGUAACACUAAGCUUGGAAAAAGAAUUCGAAGGAGUCAGUGAGCCCGUUGUGAGAGUGUUGCGGGAGCUGGAAGAGGAUAUCGAUAGGGAUAAGCUGCGAUACCUGCUCAUAUACAGCAAGAAACUAGGUAGUUUUGAGCAAAAGGCGCGAUUGGUGCGCAACGCGCUGGAAGAGUUACUUGAAGCCGACGACGAUUUAUCAGCUAUGUAUCUCACAGAGAAGGCGGAGGGCAAGACGCGCGAAGAUGAUGACCACACCGAGGUCGAGAUGUUGCUCGAAUCCUACCACAAAGUCGCCGAUGAGAUUGUACAAGCUGCCGAGAACUUGGUGAGCAGCAUCAGGAACACGGAGGAAAUCAUCCGCGCCAUUCUCGACGCAAACCGAAACUCCCUCAUGCUUCUCGACCUCAAAUUCUCGAUAUCCACCUUGUCUAUUACAGCCGGUACCUUCGUCGCCGCGCUAUACGGCAUGAAUCUCAAAAACUUCAUCGAAGAGAGCGACUUUGGCUUCUACGGCAUCAGCGGUUGGUGCACGCUCUUCGGCGUCAUGGUCGCCUCCUACGGACUCCAGAAACUCCGCAGAGUUCAGCGGGUUAGCAUGUAUGGGCAUGCGAGGGGCAGCGGAUGGGGACUGGGAGCUUGGGGUGGGAGAAGCAUUGGCCCGCCUGGAGGGGGGUUGGGCAUCGCGAGGGCAGAUUGUGCGCCCCGGGGAGCGCCAGAUUUGAGUGGUGUUACUAAGAGGGAGACGCUGACGGAUGUGAUGCAAAGAGAGCGCGCUUUUUCGCGGAAGUUGGCCAAGGCGGAGACUAGAGCGGACGAUGCCACCAAGGGCUGA